AUGGGAAGAACGAAGGCAACCGCAAUGAUCGUCAAUUUCGUAGGGGAGGGUCAGCACGAGGAAAUUAGUACAAUUAUGCGAGAAACACCAUUCAACUUGAUCGCAGAUGAAUCUACAGAUAUAUCUAGUAAAAAGUCAUUAGCACACAUUAGCACACAAUGGCAAGAAGAUCGUCUGAAAAUAAUGGAUAUUUUCUACGAUUUAGUUGAAGUGGUUGAAACUGAUUCCCGAACUCUGUACAACCAUGUUACAGGAUGUUUUGAACGAGACAAAAUUCCAUAUAAAAAUCAGUUGAUCGGAUAUGCUGCUGACGGUGCCAACAAUAUGACUGGACAUGACAAAUCUUUGAGCGCGCUGCUUAAAAGGGAUGUUCCGUCGCUGUUAAUUUUAAAAUGUACAUGCCACAGCAUAGCUCUCUGCUCAUCUUAUGCUUGCAAACAUGUGCCGGAUAACAUCGAGCAACUUUGUCGAGAAAUUUAUAAUUACCUGAGCAACAGCCCCAUGCGAACAAGCAGGUUUGAGGAAAUUCAAGUUUUGCUUGAAUAUAAACCCGUGAAAAUGCUACACCCAAGCGCCACACGGUGGUUGUCUCUGGAAGCCGUGGUUCGGCGUUUGUUAGAUCGCUACGAAGCAUUGCAAAUAUAUUUUGGACUACUAGUUAACGCCGAGAGAAACGAGACGGUGAAAGUGCGUUUCAUUUUUGACAUGCUGAAUGACCCUACAACCAAACUAUAUCUAACAUUUUUGUCCUAUGUUUUAGGCCUUGUAACAAGCUUAACAAGCUUUUUCAAAGCGAAACCCCCGAGCUUUAUAAGCUACAUUCGAGUGUGUCAAGGUUGUUCAAAACAAUACUCGACAACUUCAUGAAAAAUAAUUAUUUACAAACUUUGACGAAUCUAAACGCAGUGAAUUUCGUCGAUGAAAACUACGUAGUUUUAAAAGAUGUGUAUGUAGGCACAGAAAGUGCUAAACUAUUGGGAGAGCUCCAUUUAGGAUUAGAUGAAGUGAAUAGGUUUAAGACCAACGCUAUGCGUUUCUAUAUAACGUUAUGCAAACAAAUUUUAAAACGAUUAAAUUUUACCGAUAAUAUUGCUAUGAAUUUAACAAUUAUUGAUCCGUUAAACGUAAGAGAAAAAAAACAUGUCAAUCCUCCCAUUGAUGGAGUUGUUUCCUAACCUGGUAGAUCCAGUCGACUACCAAGAGGUAGAUAACGAGUUCAGAGAAAUCAGAAACAUAGAUUUUAAUGAAUUAGAUUUAGAUGUAACAAAUGCGGAGUCUUUUUGGGGCAAAAUAUUGUCCACCAAAAGAGAAUCGUCUUCAUACGCGUUCCCUUAUUUAAGAAAGUUUAUUCCCGACAUGUUGAGUUUGCCACACUCCUCCGCAACUGUCGAGAGACAAUUUUCGGAUUAUAAUUUAAACAACACCAAACACCGAAAUCGGUUACAUACAACUACAAUGAAGGGAAUAUUAGCAACGAAAAGUUUUGUUAAAAGAAACAAAGAAAAGGACGGAACGAUAACAUUUAAUAACAAAAUUAGGGAAAAAUACAACAAUACGAUGUAUGACAGGACGAAUGAAUAACUAUGAACAACAUGUCGAAGUGUUAUUAUC
Messenger RNA from Wyeomyia smithii (pitcher-plant mosquito), 1611 nucleotides. RefSeq lists its product as uncharacterized. The record is from RefSeq and is a predicted model, not a curated record. The coding region runs from base 1 to 867 and encodes 288 amino acids. Lineage: Eukaryota; Metazoa; Arthropoda; Insecta; Diptera; Culicidae. The transcript is spliced from 2 exons.